AUGGAAGCAGCUUCCAAGUCUCCCCGAAUUAUCUGCUACCACCAAACCCACUAUCAUGACGGGAAAUUCGUGUCCAUACUACCGCUCAUACUAAAAAAGACCGGUGUAACCCACGUCGUCAUAGCCGCGAUCCACAUCAACCAACCGGACUCCAAAGAGGGCUUCAUCGCCCUGAACGACGACCCCUACGAUGCGCCCAAAAACGAUCAGCUAUGGGCAGAAGUCCGGCUGCUACAAAAUGCUGGCGUCCGCGUGCUCGGGAUGCUAGGCGGUGCUGCUCAAGGCUCCUUCACCAAGCUCGACGGCGACCUGGCCACAUUUGACAAGUACUACGAGCCGCUGCGGCAGAUGAUCCUGUGGACGGGUCUUGACGGCCUCGACCUCGACGUCGAAGAAGCGAUGUCACUGGGCGGUAUAAUCAGGCUGGUCGACCGACUGAAGACGGACCUUGGUCCUGGAUUCCUUGUUACGCUUGCGCCUGUGGCGACGGCCAUGCAGAAUAAGCAGAACCUCUCAGGCUUCGACCACGAGACGCUGGAGAAAGGGCUUGGGGGCAAGAUUGCUUGGUAUAACACGCAGUUCUAUUGUGGAUGGGGUGACAUGGCGAAAACAGAGGGCUAUGAGCAGAUUGUGAUGCGCGGUUGGCCGGCUGAAAAGGUCGUGGUCGGCUUGGUCACGAAUCCCGGUAAUGGGGCGGGUUGGGUGUCGGAUGAACCGUUGCGUAAGACGCUGACGGCAUUGAUGAAGAAGUAUCCGGGAUUUGGGGGAGUCAUGGGCUGGGAGUACUUUAAUUCGGUCACUGCGGCGCAUCCAGAAUUUGGCGAGCCUUGGGUAUGGGUACAGUUGAUGAGAGACAUCUUGAAACCGUCCAGCUGA
Messenger RNA from Coniosporium apollinis CBS 100218, 876 nucleotides. RefSeq lists its product as uncharacterized. The transcript has a single exon. Bases 1 to 876 code for a protein of 291 amino acids. Gene Ontology annotation, cellular component: extracellular region. Gene Ontology annotation, biological process: carbohydrate metabolic process. NCBI's taxonomy places the organism in Eukaryota, Fungi, Ascomycota, Dothideomycetes. Gene Ontology annotation, molecular function: chitinase activity. The record is from RefSeq and is a predicted model, not a curated record.